AUGCUUACUGGUGACGCCAUCGCUAUUGCCAAGGAGACCUGCAAGAUGCUUGCUCUCGGUACCAAGGUUUACGACUCUGAGCGCCUGAUUCACGGUGGUCUCGCCGGCUCUGCCCAGCACGAGCUUGUUGAGAAGGCCGAUGGUUUCGCUGAGGUUUUCCCCGAGCACAAGUACCAGGUCGUCGAGAUGCUGCAACAGCGUGGUCACUUGACUGCCAUGACUGGUGACGGUGUUAACGACGCUCCCUCCCUGAAGAAGGCUGACUGUGGUAUUGCCGUCGAGGGCUCCACCGAGGCUGCCCAGGCUGCCGCUGAUAUUGUCUUCCUUGCUCCCGGUCUUUCCACCAUUGUCGAUGCUAUCAAGCUCGCCCGUCAAAUUUUCCAGCGUAUGAAGGCCUACAUCCAGUACCGUAUCGCUCUGUGCCUGCACCUUGAGAUCUACCUGGUUACCUCCAUGAUCAUCAUUGACGAGACCGUUGACUCUUCCCUCAUCGUCUUCAUCGCCCUGUUCGCUGAUCUUGCCACCAUUGCCGUCGCUUACGAUAACGCUCACUUCGAGGCCCGCCCCGUCGAGUGGCAGCUACCCAAGAUCUGGGUUAUCUCUAUCGUUCUUGGAAUCUUGCUUGCUGCCGCCACCUGGAUCAUCCGUGGUACUCUCUUCCUUGAGAACGGUGGUAUCAUCCAGAACUUCGGCUCUCCCCAGGAGAUUCUCUUCCUUGAGAUUGCUCUGACUGAGAACUGGCUGAUCUUCGUUACCCGUGGUGGUAAGACCUGGCCCUCGUGGCAGUUGGUCAUUGCCAUCUUCGUCGUCGACGUCUUGGCUACCCUCUUCUGUGUCUUCGGCUGGUUGGCUCCCGACUGGAAGGACACCCACCCCUCUGACCCCGCUGGCCCUACCUUCUCCGUCAACAACGAUGUCGAUAUUGUCACUGUUGUUGUCAUCUGGGCCUACUCCAUCGGUGUCACCGUCAUCAUUGCCGUUGUCUACUACAUCCUGACCAUCAUUCCCGCUCUGGACAACCUUGGCCGCAAGACCCGCUCCAAGGCCGACACCCAGAUCGAGAACAUGAUCGCUCACCUCUCCAAGCUGGCCAUUGAGCACGAGCACUCUGCUGACGGCAAGUCUCGUUACACUCUGGGUGCCCGCGCCGAGGAGAUCGAGGAGGACGAGUAA
Penicillium waksmanii is the source of this 1173-nucleotide messenger RNA. RefSeq lists its product as uncharacterized. Gene Ontology annotation, molecular function: ATP binding; P-type proton-exporting transporter activity; ATP hydrolysis activity. Bases 1 to 1173 code for a protein of 390 amino acids. The record is from RefSeq and is a predicted model, not a curated record. Gene Ontology annotation, cellular component: plasma membrane. Gene Ontology annotation, biological process: proton transmembrane transport; regulation of intracellular pH. Lineage: Eukaryota; Fungi; Ascomycota; Eurotiomycetes; Eurotiales; Aspergillaceae. The transcript has a single exon.